AUGAUACGGCCGUGGCCUCCACCGACGAAUCUCGCUACUGAUUUCGAGCUCCACCAGUGCAUCGAGGCAUUCUACAACGGAGUCUGGUGGAAGGGAGUGGUGACCAAAGUGCCGGGGAGAGAUGGAAACUUACUGUAUUCAGUUUGUUUUUUGGCUAUCAGGGAGGAGUUUCAGUUCAAUGCAUUAGAGAUUUGGAGGCAAAUUAAGUGGGCAAAGGGGGAGUGUAUUAACGUUGAACAUGGUGAUCAGACAUACACCAAUAAACUGGAGAUCAAGGUCUCACGACUUGAAGAAGAGAACAAUAUUACAUUCUGCGCCGCCACCAGAACCAAAGCAUCAACUGCGAAGAUCAAGCUCAACUUCUUUCUAAAGAUUGCAUUUUGCAACGGGUGCCGAGUUCUUCGAAAGGCUGCAGCGCAGUCGUGCGUGCUCCGCACGUGCCUGCAGUGGAUCGAACGCGCCGAGGCCCAGGGCCACGCCACCGUCUCGUCGCAAGUUCUCUUCGGCCGCGCCGUCAUGUCCUUCAUCUCCGCCGUCCCGAGCCCCAGAUUGCCAGCGCUGUUUCAGUCCUUGCUGUUCGAGCCUGCGGCGCGUACGAUCAACCUGAACGGCGCGGUGGGUCUUCUCUGGACGGGGAAUUGGAACCUGUGCCAGGCGGCGGUCGAGACGGUGCAGGGCGGAACGCUGCGGCCGAUGCCGGAUCUUGACGCGUCGACCUGGUUAACGGCGGGGUCAAAGGAGGAGAGAAAGAGACGUCGCCUUUGCUGCGACGGCCUGCGAUCUGGAUCUGUGCCUGACGCCGAGAUCGAGGGAGGGAAGCGAAGGCCGACGACGCCGUCGACGGAGGAGGAGGAUCGGUGACGACGAAGCGCUGACAGCGUUGUGGAUCGAUCGGUGCCGAGGUUGUUGAAUCUUUUCGUUUGAGAGGGGGGUGUGGGUGUGUUUUCGAGUGAAACUGGUCGUUCAAGUUUUGAGCGGAUUUUUGUCGGAGCCCGGCGAUGGUUGUUUUAUUAACCUUUUCCGUUUUUUUGUUAAUUUUGCGGUUCGGUCCUUGACUUCGAUGUAAUUACCGACAUGGGAUUCCGAGGGUGGAAGAUGAUAGUGUCGGUUGUCACUGGUUAUUUAGUGUUAUAUCGGGAUAUUGUAUAAAUAAAUUAUCUUUUAUUGCAUCUUACUUUGGGUGUUUUUCUUGA
Messenger RNA from Asparagus officinalis (garden asparagus), 1193 nucleotides. RefSeq lists its product as uncharacterized. The record is from RefSeq and is a predicted model, not a curated record. Lineage: Eukaryota; Viridiplantae; Streptophyta; Magnoliopsida; Asparagales; Asparagaceae. Gene Ontology annotation, biological process: regulation of gene expression.